ACAUCGAAGUAAAAGCUACGGGAUAUAGCGGAAUUUACCAGCUGGCUUCUCCGAUUGGCUUAACGUGUUAGUCGGCAUGAAAACGAAAUUUUGUAAUUAACAAGAUACGUCAGAAGAUGGUUUUUUGGCUCGUUUCACCCGCCUGGCGACGCUGUAUUGUGUCGGCAAAGCCGUACUCCCGUCGACGCCGAUGGCAGACUCCUGUUGGCCGAGAAUUAAUAGCACAACAACGCAGUACGUUGCAAGGAGGAUAUGUAAUAGAUUCCACGACUGAAUGGAACUCGACACGAGAAUAUAGGCUGCCACUGGCAGUAGCAAAACUUAAGAAAUACAUGGCGCUCAUCAUGAUGUAUGUUAAUCAGGCUGGCACCUACUCGAAGGUGUGCGCCGUUCCAGAAGACCUCGACGUAUUGAGGUAUAUAGCCAUUCAAGUAAAUAACGGCACGAUGGAUCCAGAGGACCAGCUCGGAGUUGUUCAGUUUUGCUGCGAAAUGCUCAAUGAAAUCGAAGUAACAAUAGAAGAAAUCAGGGAGCCAGAACACGGCCUUCGCUUAAAUCGGGAGGGGUACAUAAUUAAAAUUCAAAACUUUGGUGAUGUUGCGCUGGAUCAAAAAAUAUCAGUAAGAUUUCGGUCUGAGCUACCAUUAGAGGCAAAAAUUGAGGAGCUACUACAAGUUGUCCCCGCAUUUCCCGAGUCCAUUACACUCAUCUAUUCCGGAAAUCCAGAGCUGGUGGAACCCCUGCAGAUUACUCAGAUCAAUUCGAAAGCGAAACAUCUCUCGUUGCAACUUCAGAGCUUGCCGAAAGAUUUUAGGAGACCUUGUGAGGUUUACAAGAUCAGCUUAAUAGUAACGUGGAAGGGUCCUUCCGCCAAAUUUCCUGCAGUUAGGGCUAGACUGUACAGAAAGAUGCAUGAGAAUUUUCUUCAGAUCCGAAAAAUAACAAAUCAUCUCAAAGAGGCCUUAAACAGUAAGGCCCUACUAGCUGCCAUUACUCACAUAUCUAAUUUAAAUCCCAACGAUAUAGAAGGCUGGAAGGAGGCGAGUUACUUACUUACGUUUAUGGAUGACACGUACAGGAAAGCACUUCAGGAGUACGAAAGGAUGUCCUCUAUCAAAGCAUUGUAUAUAGACCCAGAAGGUCGUAACACUCUUACUAAAAUGGAGGAUAUGGCGUCAGAAGACAAGUCAAUUGUCCUUCAGCUGCAGGAUCUCGCCGAUGCAGUCCAUCGAUGCAGGGUGCUGUUGGAGAGCUCUUUGCUGCGCGGCAAACAACGGGAAGGAGUUGGAAUUUAUAGAACAAAAAGUAGUGGUUAGGACAGUGCCGAUGACAGAGUAGCGGUAUAAUUGGACACAAUGUACAAAAUACAGUUUGCUUACAAUGAUUGAUAUUCGCGUUUCCUUAAAUCCCAUUCUUGUCUCGUUGCAAAAUACCUAUAUUUCAAGUUGGGCGCGAAUAAUCUGGGUUCGGAACCGGACAUAGACACGCUUCGGUUCACGUUGGAAUCAGCAGCAUGCUUUAGACUCCUUAUUUUCCAACGUGAAUUUCCAUCUUCUGUCCCGAAAUUUUCGUUGAGGACUUCCGUUAAGCUCUGCUUUUUCGUGUAUUUUUUCACGUAAACGCGACUCGAACGGCUCAUUUUUUGGUUCUGUGGCCGUCAUAAAAUGUUUAACACAUUAUACAGUGUUAUGUGCUUUACCACUUAUUGCGUGUCAAUACUUUGUUGU
Messenger RNA from Varroa destructor (honeybee mite), 1727 nucleotides. RefSeq lists its product as uncharacterized. The record is from RefSeq and is a predicted model, not a curated record. NCBI's taxonomy places the organism in Eukaryota, Metazoa, Arthropoda, Arachnida, Mesostigmata, Varroidae.